Messenger RNA from Patiria miniata (bat star), 1326 nucleotides. Its product is annotated as endoplasmic reticulum resident protein 29-like. Gene Ontology annotation, biological process: protein secretion. The transcript has 3 exons. Bases 63 to 821 code for a protein of 252 amino acids. Gene Ontology annotation, cellular component: endoplasmic reticulum lumen; endoplasmic reticulum. NCBI's taxonomy places the organism in Eukaryota, Metazoa, Echinodermata, Asteroidea, Valvatida, Asterinidae. The record is from RefSeq and is a predicted model, not a curated record.
AGCACCUGAUCGAGGCGGCUUUUCUGGAAACUUUCCAGCGGAAUCUCUAAAAAAUACUAAUAAUGGCUCACAAAUUUCGCUUCAUUUUCAAUUUUCUUGUGAUAAUUGUAGUUCUAUCUGAGGGGGUGAAUACUCUACCAGUACAGGGAUCGCUUCAGUUGGACUCUCUGACUUUUGAUAAGGUCAUCAGUCGCUUCAAAGCUGUCUUGGUCAAGUUUGAUGAGUCGUAUCCGUAUGGAGAGAAGCAGGAAGAAUACAAGGUCGUUGUUGCAAGGGGCAGCUCCCAGCCAGAUUUGAUCAUCGCCGAGGUUGGAAUUUCAGAUUACACAGAUAAUGGAAGCAAGGAGCUAGCAGAAAGGUUCGGUAUUGCAAAAGACGACAGGCCAGUCUACAAGCUCUUCCUCCAGGGCCAGACUGACCCCAUUGACUACACGGGAGAGAUCAAAAGCAGCAGCAUCUUGGAGUUUGUCAGGGAACGCUCGGGACUCUGGAUCGGCCUAGAGGGCUGUCUCGAAAACUAUGACAAGCUGGUCGAGAAGUUUGUGAAAGGAGACGAAAAAGAGCAGAGGCGAGUUUUGGAGGCAGCCAAAGAUGGGCAGGAAAAACUGUCGACAGACGAAGAGAAGAAAUCGGCCAAUGUCUACGUCAAGAUGAUGGAGAAGAUGUUGGAGAAAGGCAAGGGCUUCGCUGCGACGGAGGUCGAACGAGUCCAGAAACUCCUCAAGGAGAAACUGACAGCGGCCAAGAAGAAGCUUUUUGAAGUCAAACAGAACAUUCUCUUGUCUUUUAAGUCAUUUGUGAACCGAAAGGAAGAACUUUGAUAUUUAAAUGUUAUUGUCGUUUUUUUUUAACCAAUAACAAAAUUAUUCCUUGAGUUUUCAGCAAUACAUCUGGCCAGAGUGAUAAUCAUAUUUUGUUUCGUUGAUAAGAAAAUUUGGUCGUUUUAUUUACAUUUUUGUAAUGUAUGACAAACAAAAUUAGCCGUAGAGUUACAUCAAUAUUGGAAUCAAUAAAUCAAAUCAUAAGAUAAAUACUAGUUUGGUGGCAAACAAAAAAUUAAUUUGCAGUGAAAGUUUUCAAUUUAUUCCAGCACCCAUUAAUAAUCAAAUACCUGUAUGACAUUCCAAUAUCUGGCCCUAUCAGUCAAAUUAAUUGAUAAAUUAUAUUAUUGUAAGAUUCUACUAAGAUUCAGUUUAUAUUUGCAUAUUCUUGGUGUAUUCCUACAACUUGAUCUUUUUUAAAUGAUAGGGUGUUGCAAUUUACAUCUUAAGGUAAGGCCAAAAAAAAAUAGUCGGUCUCUGGUCAGACCAAAGUUCCGGAAUUGAU